CCUUUUUUUUUUUUAUGUCAAAAGAUACCAUUCAUCGUUCAAGUAAUCAAGGUGAUUCUCUACCUCUCAACGUUGAAGAUCUCGAUCCUACGACUAUCAUUGCUUUGGAUGCUUUAUCAGCCAUUGCAAAACGAAUGAAUAUUGACCAAGAUAAAUAUAGUAGCUACGAAACGGGACUUACACACACACUCAUGACUACUAUGGACUUAGAAUUGGAACGCCAAGAUUUAGAAGAAUUGAGUUGGGUUGUUCAAAAACGUAAGAUAUUAGCUGAACGGGAACUUGCUGCGUUAAAAGAACUUUGGAGUUGUAUGCGACAACAAAGAGACGAAAAAGAGCAACCACAAGUACAACAAUGGCAAAAAGAAACAUCUACUAUUAAAGCACAACUAGAACAGGAUGCCCACGAAUAUGAAAAGGCCAUGGAACAAAUCAAAAGUAGAAAAGACGAUACUGAUGUCACUGCCGUUAGCUUAUUGGAACAACAAACAUAUCAACUUGAAAAGCAACUUGACAAAACAACACAACAUCUUAGCCAAUAUAACAAUCUUCCAGCGGAUAUGGAUUUGGCGACAACUAUGUUACAAGACAAACUAGAUGACUCGACAAAACUGGAAAGGACCCGGGAUCGGUUACUAGCAGACAUAGCAAGUAGCAUGUAUUGAUAGUUAAUAGUUAUGUAGAUAGAUCAAAAAUAGUACAAUAUAAUAGUUUUGUUUUAUUCUUUAUUCGAUAUGAUAAAGGGUUGUUGUAUAUAUACAAAUGGAUGAAUCAAAAAAACAUAAGUAUGUUACUAUGAACUAAAUAUGUACGUUGGUACGAAUGUGUACAAAA
Halteromyces radiatus is the source of this 834-nucleotide messenger RNA. RefSeq lists its product as uncharacterized. Bases 15 to 665 code for a protein of 216 amino acids. Lineage: Eukaryota; Fungi; Mucoromycota; Mucoromycetes; Mucorales; Cunninghamellaceae. The transcript has 7 exons. The record is from RefSeq and is a predicted model, not a curated record.